Ruditapes philippinarum (Manila clam) is the source of this 2386-nucleotide messenger RNA. Its product is annotated as leucine-rich repeat protein soc-2 homolog. Gene Ontology annotation, cellular component: extracellular matrix. Gene Ontology annotation, molecular function: protein binding. The transcript has a single exon. Bases 1 to 1377 code for a protein of 458 amino acids. Lineage: Eukaryota; Metazoa; Mollusca; Bivalvia; Venerida; Veneridae. The record is from RefSeq and is a predicted model, not a curated record.
AUGAUUUCGAUUCUUGACUUUGUUUUUCAGGCUGUAAUCCUUGUGCUGACAACGUUCGCUCUCGUCAACACCUGUUCUGUACCCACCUCUUGUACAUGCUAUAAUAGUUCCAUUAGUUACAGAAUCAGGUGUAGCCACAAAAAAUUAACAAACGUUCCUAGUAUGUUACCAUCUAACAUUCAUGUCCACAAGUUGUAUUUGUUUUUCAAUGUGAACUUGUUUACAGUUAUUCCAAACAAUGUAUUUGAAACAUUUAGCUUCUUCAAUGCAUCAGAUGUUUAUUUGACACUUUCAAAUAAUAAUAUCCGUUUAAUCGAAAAUGAUGCAUUUAAUGGAAUUGAAAAUGUUAUAACAGAUCUUAAUCUGUACAGUAAUAAUCUUAUGACGAUCCCGUUUGCUAUCAGUAAACUAGUUAACCUAAAAACUCUUAAAAUUCAGAAAAAUCCUCUUCGUUCACUUGACUCAUCAGUGAUGGCACAUAUUGGCCAAAGUUUGACUUACUUUAGUUUAGAUUUAAAUCAUUUUACUAAAAUGCCAAGAGAACUUCGAUAUCUUCGAGUAUUGCAGAGUUUGACCAUAAACCACAUACCGUUUUCGCAUAUGGACGUGAAUGCUUUCCAAGGAGUUAAUCAUACACUUAAGACUCUAUAUCUUGAAUAUUCUAAACUUGAAAAGAUGCCCCUUUCCAUAUGUCGCCUGAGUAAUCUAUCAUUAUUGUCUUUCACAUAUGAUAGUUACCUUAAGGAAAACAAGUCCUCUAUUCUUAUGUCAUGUGGUUGCAAAUUGCCAUCUGUCACACGAUUAUACUUACAUUCUAAUAGUCUCCAUACGUUUCCGGAUAUUUUUGCGCUAUUUCCAUCACUUACACUUUUACACAUGCUUGGAAAUAAUCUUCAAUACAUAGAUUACGAAAAAAUCCCGAAUAAUUCAAAUCUUACAAAUUUGCUUUUGACAAAUAACCUUUUCGACAGAGUACCAUAUGCAUUAAACAGGCUAAAAUUUUUGAAGUCUCUUAGUCUUGAUGGUAAUAACAUUAAAACAAUUGACACACCUGACCUUGUAGGAUUGCAUUCCUUGACAUACUUAGGUAUUUCGUCAAAUCCCAUUAUGUUUAUAGCACCUGAUGCAUUUAAACAUAACGUUAACUUACGUCAUCUUAGAUUAUAUAACACUCAUCUGAAACAUAUUCCUGUUGCAGUGACUACUUUGACAAAACUUUUUGAGAUUGAUCUUGAUGGAAUGUCAAUUGAGUGUACAUGUGACAUGUCUUACUUAAAGCAUUGGAAUGUUUCAACGAUAGACAUUGAAGGAAAUUGCCCAUUUUCUUCUGAAAGUAUCAAAUAUUUUAUCAUGCAUUCCUUACAGUCUUGCCCGUAGACUAAAAACUCGGACGUUACAGAACAUCGAGUAUAUCAUAAUUUUGACUGUGAAUUAUGUUAAAGUUCUAUUGACCCGUAUACUCUUCAUUCAAAGCAAAGACAUGUGUCUUGAUAAAUUUAGCUAUGUAAAUCAUUUAUAAGGGAAAUUUACCAUUUUUUUGCAACAAUAGAUGAUUUGUGAGUUUUUUUAUGGUUUCAUUUUGACAUUAUUAUGCAUAUUUUCGUAAACAUAAUUUGACAAUUAUUGAAUCUGGUUUAGCAAAAUAAUCACAUCGAAAAUAUACCAUUGCUAAUAUAAUCAUUAGUAUUUCCGAAUCUAUUGAUUAAUAUUUUAUUAUGCUUUGAUUUUCGAUCACAUGGGAUAAAAAAUAUAUAUUUCCGGUGAAAAAUUGUUUUCUUACAUAAGACAUUGCGUCCUUUCAACGUGAAUAGUGACCUAGAUCUCCCUGAUAUAAAAUAUCAUGUUGUCAUUAAGCUUCCUAAAUGUAACCACUUUUAUUACUCUAAACAUUUUUGUAAUGUCGGUAUGUUGUAACAAUUUCAAUAAGGUUAUUCAUUCACCAUACUGAAAUGGCUUUCUUGUAAGCACUACUCCACGAGCCUUUGAAACAAGCUAUUUCUUUUCAAGAAUACUGUUAACAAAAAAAAAUUGUUCUUUACUUCAAAUGUUAUUGCAAAUUUUCUUCACUAAAUGCUUGACACACAUGAGUGCAAUGACGUGUUAAUGACGUGUUAAAUAUUUAGAUGAUUUAGUAAGAGGUAACCUGUUAAUGCACUAUGGUGACGAAUUGUUUCUCAUUAUUUAUUGUUCAAUACAUAUUAAUUUUUAUUACAUGUAUUAUAUUUGUUGUUUUUACGUACAUUCAGGGUUUAUCAAUAGUUGUAAAAUCAAUGUGUUAUUGAUCUAUGAAUUGGUAACAUAUGAUUGUAUGUUUAUCAAGUAAUGUAAUGACAAUAACCUUAUGAACGCAUUGAACGUUGUAUGAUAAAGACAAAUGCUAUAAAAA